Melanotaenia boesemani (Boeseman's rainbowfish) is the source of this 2903-nucleotide messenger RNA. RefSeq names its product PILR alpha associated neural protein (gene pianp). NCBI's taxonomy places the organism in Eukaryota, Metazoa, Chordata, Actinopteri, Atheriniformes, Melanotaeniidae. Gene Ontology annotation, biological process: regulation of immune response. The transcript is spliced from 6 exons. Gene Ontology annotation, cellular component: membrane. The record is from RefSeq and is a predicted model, not a curated record. Bases 742 to 1404 code for a protein of 220 amino acids.
AGGGUGCAGGGGAGUGAAGUGACAGACUGUUAGAGUGGGAGCAUAUGGAUGGAGUGUGUGUGUAUGAGUGUGUCUGUGAUAGGCAGAUCGUUUUCUUGUAAUUAUUUCCACAUGCAAUAAAAGCUGUCACACUGUGACUCUCACCUCCAAAUUUGCAUCUCUUGUUUUCUGUAUAUAUUUAUAUAUUUUUAUUACUUUCCCGUGACCCUGCCUCUUCUUGACACACCAGUUCAUUGCUCCUCUCUCCCUGUGCAACCUGUUUAAAUGAAUGCAAAUCUUUUUCUCCCUCAUUAUUUUCUUCUGCUCCUCCUCUUUGCUGUCUCUUUUGCUCUGGGGUGUCCUUGUUGCUUUUGCAAACAUCAUUGAGAGUUUUUAUUUUUUGUUACUUUUUUUUAACCUCUUGCCUCCAAAAUGAUCUCAUUACCAUCUUUCUCAGUAUCAUUCCUAUUGCCGUGUCAAAUUCAUUUCUUUUCCUCUAUGUCCAUUUAAUUGAACUCUUUAAAACAACAUAAUUAGCAUUUAAAUCUUUCUUACAGUCUCUUGCCCUUCCCUACAUCGUUCUCUCUCUCCUCUCUUACUCUAGGAGACUCUACAUGUCUCAGUCGCUACGGCAACCGAUGCUUUUUUUCCUCUCACUUGCUUUCUGUAUCUCCCCCCUUUCUCACAGUCUCCCUCUCUCAUUCCCUCUCUCCACUGCCAGAGAGAUGAUCGGAGAAGAGUCUCAGUGAACAGAGCGAAGCGAUGGAGAGAUGCUCCAUCUCUCCUGUCGCACGACUCACUGCCAUCAUCUCCCUCCUCCUGGUUGCUCUGGUGACACAACCCUCCACCUGUAACCGUGACGACAGUGAGGGCGAGGAGCAGGUGGACGCCCUGUCAGUCCAGCUCUCUGUCACGGCCCAGGUCACACCCACCCCCCUGUGGGCGGUGGUGUGGGGUCCUACGCAGCCACUGGAGGAUGAAACCUACCACUUCCUCUCCAGCCAAGAAACUGACCACUUGCACCUGUACGAGGAACAACAGGAGGCCAGCACUGCCACUCCUGAGGACUGGCUUUUUACUGAUUCAGGCAUGCAUCCCAACACACCGCUGGAGUCCAGGGACCAGGAAGGAGUGGAAGAUGGCGGGACGGAGGCGGAGGAGACGGAGCCUGAGGAAGUGGACCCUCAGUUCUACGUCACCGUGACCAUCUCCUCACUGCUCAUCUUGACAGCUGUCGUCAUUACAGCAAAACUCUGUUACGAUCGCAGCUGUUCCCAGCAUCCGCCCCCGCUUUCCCGUGGCGUGGCCCCUCCCCUCUCUCUCGCACUCCCUCGUUCCCUCGCUUCGGAGGACAGCAGGCAGACGCUGCACAGCACCUCCUCCUCCUUCACCGACAGGGAGAGGAUCCCAGUUGUGAACCUUUGAGGUGGCUGUUUUUCCAUAUGGUUAACGUUUCUACGGAGCCUGAGGAAAGACAUCAACAGGACCAGAGGGUGUGCCUGCAGCGCUGUUUUAUUUUCUCUCAAACUGUGAAACAAGUUCAGGGAACCCAGGUAUCCAGCCAUCACAAAGCUCCUCGGCUUCCCUGAGGUCUAAAAAAAAAAAGAAAAAAAAGAAAAUCCAAGCUCAUCUCUCGGCUGCUCGCUCCCUCCUUCCCUCCCUCCUUGUGUUUGGUGUUUCUUUUAUGUGCAUCACUGUGACUUGUUCCUUGUUUUCCAGCCUUUGUAUGGCCCCAAGCUCUGCCAAGUUACCCAACAACUUUGAUUUUCAACCCUCUGACUAAUUCAAAAACAAGCAGUUUAACAACCAUGCAACAUCCCAUUACCCCUGAGAUAUCCAACCUGUGCUUCCAUAACCAAUGAAAAUGAAUACAGUUGCAGAGUAUUGAUGCCAAUCCACUAGACUGUUCUUUUUCAUGAAACAACACUAAAGUUUAGCUCAGUUUAGCGGAUUUGUGUCUGGCUUGUAAAUGGUUAAAAAGCCAUUCUCAGCAUCUCCCACCACUGAACGGGGUAUUUCACAAAGCUGUUUGGCACGGCUGUAGCCAACAGGCAAUGUGUUUAACAUGUCACGCUCCAAAAACUGCUGUUUAUUCCCCGCUUUGGGCGCCUGAAAUGCAAAUAGUGUGGCUCUUUUCCUCUGCAGAUGUAGAGGAGUCUGCUUUGUUUCAGUUUUUCCUCAUGAUUUGUUCUCUUAAUUAUCUGGCUGACGUUCACCUCUUUGUCGAACCUUUGCGAGCAAGCUUUGUUCCUUCCGGACUGUGUAGAGAUGUUUUAAACAUUGAGUACUUCCACUGGUGGAGAUCAAAUAUUCAUAGCACAAAUGGCCAAAGCAAUCAUUCAAAAGUCCAUUUUUCCCAAAGGUUUGGAUGAUACAUAACAAAAGACAGAUUUGUGUUGUCAUAGAAAUCAGUAUCAAUGAACUGCACACGUGAUCAAGGGACUGGUGUUAUGGCUGCAUUUUUUUUUCUUUCUUUGGCAGCUUUGCAUCUUAAUCUGAAAAGUAACACCAUAAUCAUUUCCCUUCUUAUCAUUAUUAGCCAUCUUGGGUGCAUCAAAUGAAAGCAGUACAUCAUGAAGCAUCAUAUCUGUAUCCCAGUGAAUCUGCAUGUUUCAAGUAAGGAAUUCUGUAAAAGUUACUUCAAUUAAGAUAUUUAUAAAAUGUUUAUUUUACCUAUGAGUAAGUGGUCUUACAGAACCUUUCAAAGCCAAAUAUCAGAUUUGUUUUUUGGCAGCUUUUCAAAGCAGCUUUGAGACAUGAACCUUCCCAGUUAAACACAUUUCCUCUACAAACAUUGUGCUGGUGGCAUCAUGGUAGCUCGUACAAUCCAGAUAUCCAGUCUUGUGAUUUUUAGUAGCUUUCCUGUAGAAAUGUGGUCUUUCUGUACCAUGAAACUUCAAUAAAGACUCAACACUGGCAUUUUA